AUGAAUAAUUGCAAUAAUAACAACUGCAUUAAUAACAACUGUAGCAGUUGUAGGAGUAGAAGUAGUAGUAGUAGCACAAGUUCAACAACUACAACAAAUGUUGACUUAUCAAAUGAUAAGUCAAGACUAUCAAUCAAUCAACAACCACAACAACAACAAGAUAAUAAUAGUAAUAUAGUUGAUGGAUAUAAUAUAAUAGAUGAUGCAUGUGGAUAUGCUAGAAUAUAUGGAUACGUCAAGAAGGAUAAGAACGACCUACUCUCCCCAUUUCUAAUUGAGAAGUACGAGAAGGACGCAGAUAAGUACUGGAACAAGUUCUACAAGCAUAACAACAAUAACUUCUUCAAGGAUAGACAUUGGUUGGUACGCGAGUUUCCAGAGUUCUUGAUGAAGCCAAUCGAUGGACAGAAGGAUGUAAAGGUCUUUGAGAUUGGUUGUGGCGUUGGCAAUACGACAUUGCCACUGCUCGAGCUGAAUGAACACCUGCGCUUCGUCUCAUUCGACUUCUCUGCUCACGCCGUCGACCUCCUCGCAAAAGAGGUCGAAGCCAAUGAACAAUACCGAGGUCGUUGUGAUAGCUUUGUAUUCAGCGCAGUCGAGCCCGCCGAGAAGCUGCCAUCAUGCGUGCCAUUCGGUCAGUGCGAUCUCGUCGUUAUCAUCUUUGUCCUGUCGGCAAUGCAUCCAGACACAUUUGGAAACGUCGUCGACAUGUGUUACAAGACGCUGCGACCAGGUGGCAAGGUACUGAUUCGUGACUAUGCUGAGAACGACAUGGCGCAGGCUCGUUUCGAGAAGCAUGCCUCAAAGAUUGGCGACAACUUCCAUGUGCGCUACGAUGGAACUAGAGCAUACUACUUCUCAUUGGAGCACAUGGAGAAGCUUUACACAUCUGGCGGACUGUUCAAGACGGAGCAGAAUGUAUUUAUCGAGAAGACAGUGACCAACAGGAAGCAGAAGAACAACAUGGAUCGAAGGUUCAUUCAAUCAAAGUUCAUAAAGAUCUAA
Messenger RNA from Acytostelium subglobosum LB1, 1005 nucleotides. RefSeq lists its product as hypothetical. The transcript has 3 exons. The coding region runs from base 1 to 1005 and encodes 334 amino acids. The record is from RefSeq and is a predicted model, not a curated record. Lineage: Eukaryota; Evosea; Eumycetozoa; Acytosteliales; Acytosteliaceae.